Messenger RNA from Gekko japonicus, 3676 nucleotides. It is a transcript of the gene SLC16A5, whose product is annotated as solute carrier family 16 (monocarboxylate transporter), member 5. Lineage: Eukaryota; Metazoa; Chordata; Lepidosauria; Squamata; Gekkonidae. Gene Ontology annotation, molecular function: monocarboxylic acid transmembrane transporter activity. The transcript is spliced from 5 exons. Gene Ontology annotation, biological process: transmembrane transport; monocarboxylic acid transport. The coding region runs from base 179 to 1633 and encodes 484 amino acids. The record is from RefSeq and is a predicted model, not a curated record.
GGCAGCCACGACGGCUGCUGGGGACCGACGGAGUGAAGAAACCGGACGGACGGCCCUUCUAGGAAGAGAAGAGCGAUCGAGAAAGGGAAGGUGGCACCCUGGAAGAGAACUUGCAGCAGCACGCCUCUCCUCCCAGCCGGCGUGAGCAGGUUUGCUGAGGAAAAGGUUCCCAGGGACAAUGGACCAAGAAGGAAAAGCAGCCCCUAGGACCUUCACAGUCCAGGAUAAAGGAUGGGCCUGGAUGGUCUUAAUAUCUACUGUGCUGGUUCAAGGCCUUACACUGGGCUUUCCUUCCUGCAUCGGGGUCUUUUUCAAAGAUCUGCAACAUGAUUUCCAAGCUAGCAAUAGUGAGACAUCAUGGUUCCCCUCCAUCAUGACAGCUGUGCUGCAUGCAGGCGGGCCCCUCUGCAGCAUUCUGGUGGAGCGAUUUGGCUGCAGGACCACUGUCAUGCUUGGAGGCCUCCUCAGCGGGGUGGGCAUGGUUGCCAGCGCAUUCUCCCAAUCCAUUGGCCAGCUUUAUGUAACAGCUGGAUUUAUCACUGGACUAGGGGCAUGUUUUAGUUUCCAGGCAGGAGUCACUGUGCUUGGCUAUUAUUUUGUACGCCGUCGAGCUCUGGCUAAUGCUCUGGCCUCCACUGGUGUCUCCAUUGGCUUCACGCUGUGGCCACUGCUCUCCCAGUAUUUGCUUGAUGAGAUGGGCUGGAGAAAUACUUUCUUCGUGUUUGGGGGAGUGAUGUUGCACUGCUGCGUUUGUGGGGCUAUGAUGAGACCAGUACCAGUCAAACCGCCUGCCCCAUCAUCUAAGUCUGGUCCUGGACAUUUAGCCGAAGACAUACAUUUAUCCAAUGGCUUGACUCAUGAGGUGCACCUGCAUCGGUCAAGGUGUGAUACUUGCGUCCAGACACUGCAGAAGUACCUGGCUUUUGAUGUCUUCUGCAAAAACAAAGGUUACCGCAUCUACACCAUUGGAGUGGCCUGGAUGGUGAUGGGUUUUGUGCUGCCAAUGAUCUAUCUGGUGCCCUACGCCGUCUUGAAUGGGGUGGAGGAGCGCAAGGCAGCCCUUCUCAUCUCCAUCAUUGGAUUCAUUAACAUCUUCAUGCGCCCCAUGGCAGGCCUGCUCUCAGGCCUCAAGAUCUUCACUGGCCGGCGGAUCUACCUCUUCAGUGGUGCUGUGGCGCUCAAUGGCCUGAGCAACCUCAUCUGUGCUAUCUCAGCUGAGUACAGUGCUUUCAUCCUCUACUGUGUGGUCUACAGCAUCUCCAUGAGUGUUCUUGGUGCACUUAUUUUCCAGGUGCUGAUGGAUGUGGUAGAGAUGGACAGGUUCUCCAGUGCCUUGGGCCUUUUUACCAUCUUAGAGAGUAUCACCAUUCUCAUUGGGCCCCCUCUUGCAGGUCUUCUUGUGGACCUUACAGGCCAUUUUAGUUAUGUCUUCUAUGCUUCUAGCUUCUUCAUGGUGACAGCAGCUCUGUUCAUGGGUUUUAGCUUUUGCACCAUGGAAGCAAAGAAUAGAUUGACGGAGACUCAUAAUCCAACUCCUGAGAACCCUUCCAGAGGCAAAUAUACAGAAGUGCCAAUGGAACUUGGGCCUGAGAAGAAUCGAUCUCCUGCAGUCAUUUAUGUGACCAGCAUCUGAAUCCAGAGGAGCUGGAUGUUGCUAAUGCAAGAGCUCUGAAAGCAGAGGAGCAAAAAACACAACCCCCCAAAGUACAGUUCCUCCUUUCUAAGAUGCCAGCCUCCUCUCUGUUGUGAUCUUCUGCUUGGCUGUGUGGAGCCCUGAUUUCUAGAUGAAGAAUCCAGAUCAGAAGAUGUACAUUGAAGAGCAUGCAGAAAGCCAAAGAGCCUUUUGCAGAAAAAAAAAUGACAUGCUGCAAGCCAUGGGGUGGGCAAAGAUCAUCACUGUCCCAUCUGACACCUGCAUUACUUGAAGCUUAACCAUUUAUAUUAUCAGUUACUUGUGAUACAUUUUGGUUUUUAAGACUGGAAGGACUUCAUCCAUUGGUUUAUGUAAUCACUGCAGUAGCUUCCUGAUAGAGUGGCAUAAGCGUACCAAUGAAUGAAUAAUACCACGUCAGCCAGAAUAAUACCACUAAACUCACGAUGAAAUCGACUGGUCACUUCCCCCCCCCCCCCAAGCACCAGGGAGGAUAUCUUGUUUUUAAUACUGCUGGGGUCUUCGAAUAUAGCACGGAAAUGUUCAUGCUUGCCACACACUUUGAGGCGGGCUCCUGUGAAAUCAGUUUCGUAUGUUUCCACUUUCAGCAGCCUGAUGAGGAACAGGUGGGGUUAUAUGUACUAGAAGUAACCAAAGUCAAUUAUUUCUGCAUUUCUAGGGUAUUUUCAAGAACUGUAAAGGCUUAAAACUGAAGCCACAGAGCAUAGCAAACCCAACCUACUCCAAAGUGCCUGCAUAUGGGUCACCAAUGGUGUCUUAAACCCCUUUUGAUCUACGCUGCAGAAAAUAAAAGGUCAGGGCUGAUAAAAAGGAAUGGCCAUGUUGUUUUUCCAGGAAUACCUUCCAAGCCUACCAAACCGUGGCAAUUGUAUGCAUGCCAGUGGAGAGGUAUGUUUAGGUUUAUCUCCAGUGGGGCAUCUUCACCCUUGGAAGUCUACAAGGCUCUAUCUAGAGCAAACUCAGAAGAUUUACAUAAGCUAUAUGAGGGUGAUAAUUACACGUGGGUAAUUUGGUCAUCUGUGUGUAUGUGAAUGCUUAUACAGGAAUAUCAAGGAUGACCAGUGCCAGCCUUAGAUGUAAGCACGCACAAAGCAAAAGGUCAAAAAUGAAGACACACUUUCCCUGCUCUUGUCUGAAGGUUACGGUUUUCUAAAAUGAUCUGCAGAAGUAGGUGGUUAGGGAAAUGGCAACCGCUCUGGAAUCUCCUUCCUGCAGAGUGACUGAUGCCAAGGCCAGCCUUAAAAUCCACCCAAGAUGUUUGCUGAGCUGGCUGCCAGAGUUAGCUAGCUUUGCCAAGUCCUCCAGAAUUGAUCCACUCUUCCAAUGCUUGUCAAAAUAGCAGUGUUUGAACUGGAAUACAACUCUGCUUUAAUUCUCCUCGCCUUGCUUGCUUUUCAUGAUUCCGGCCCCUCAUCUUACAUUCUGUUCUUCUAGUUCUGCUAUCUCUGAAAACACUGACCUGAAGGUUGUUAGCAUGUUUUAAGGUAUUUAGAAAGACGAAAGUCUGAAAUGGUUUCAAAUGGAAAGGAACACUGUCUAGGGACUCUAGUAUUUUCUAAAACAGAAAGCUGUGAGAGGUCAUCAAUGGCAUCAGGAGGUAGCCCAGUUAUACAGUUGUUGGGGUCUAGCCAGAUAGACCUACAUUAAUCCACUUGAGGGCCAAAUUGGGGGCCUAUGUCUGUAGGGCCAACCGAAGAGAGUUUGAUAUUUGAGGCAGAAAAUCCCAAUGGGACCUCCUUCUCGAUUAAGUAAUUCAAGGCGUAAUCUACUGGGAAGUUUUCCUGCAUACACGUAAUUGACAUGAAUGAGAGUUGCACAAGAACAUGGUUGUCACAUUCCUCUCAAUGGGGCUUAUAUGGGAGAGUUUCCCAGAAAAUUAUGCCCCAUCCAUCAGAUCUGGUUGUCUCCCACUGUUACUGCGCUUAGUCAUAGCCAAAAUGUGUGUACACAAGCAAAUACUGUCAGAGGAGGCCGGUCAUUUAGGAUGCGGUCACACACACUAAA